Messenger RNA from Myotis myotis, 2701 nucleotides. It is a transcript of the gene VRK2, whose product is annotated as VRK serine/threonine kinase 2. Gene Ontology annotation, cellular component: nucleus; cytoplasm. Gene Ontology annotation, molecular function: protein serine/threonine kinase activity; ATP binding. Gene Ontology annotation, biological process: signal transduction; peptidyl-serine phosphorylation. Bases 185 to 1663 code for a protein of 492 amino acids. The record is from RefSeq and is a predicted model, not a curated record. NCBI's taxonomy places the organism in Eukaryota, Metazoa, Chordata, Mammalia, Chiroptera, Vespertilionidae. The transcript is spliced from 16 exons.
GAUUGGAGGCCCGCGGCCCCGCCCGGCCCGCGAGGGCAGCGGGGAGCGAGCGCGCGGCGUGGACGCCCAGGGCCCGUGUUCCUCCUCCCGCUGCGGGUCCAGGCGCGCCGCGCCCCAGGCCCGGGAGGAGCCGCCUUCGGAGGGAGACGCCGGCCCGGAGGGUCCCUGCUGCCGCGCACAAGUGAUGCCACCAAGAAGAAAUGAGAAAUACAAACUUCCUGUCCCACUUCCAGAAGGCAAGGUUCUGGAUGAUAUGGAAGGAAAGCAAUGGGUGCUGGGCAAGAUGAUUGGUGCUGGAGGUUUUGGAUUGAUAUAUUUAGCUUUCCCCACAAAUAAACCAGAUAAAGAUGCAAGACAUGUAAUAAAAGUGGAGUAUCAAGAAAAUGGCCCAUUAUUUUCAGAACUUAAAUUUUACCAAAGAGCUGCAAAAAAAGAACGCAUAAAAAAAUGGAUAGAACACAAACAACUUGAUUAUUUAGGAAUUCCCAUGUUUUAUGGAUCUGGUCUUACUGAAUUCAAGGGAAGAAGUUACAGAUUUAUGGUAAUGGAAAGACUAGGAAUGGAUUUACAGAAGAUCUCUGACCAGAAUGGUACUUUCAGAAAGUCAACUGUCCUGCAGCUAGGUGUUCGGAUGUUGGAUGUACUGGAAUAUAUACAUGAAAAUGAAUAUGUUCAUGGUGAUAUAAAAGCAGCGAAUCUACUCCUGGGUUACAAAAAUCCAGAUCAGGUUUAUCUUGCAGAUUACGGACUUGCCUACAGAUAUUGUCCCAACGGGAACCACAAACAGUAUCAGGAAAAUCCUAGAAAAGGCCAUAAUGGGACAAUGGAGUUUACCAGCUUGGAUGCCCACAAGGGUGUAGCCCUGUCCAGACGGAGUGACCUUGAGAUCCUCGGCUACUGCCUGCUGCGGUGGUUCUGUGGGAAGCUGCCCUGGGAGCGGAGCCUGCAGGACCCGGUGGCCGUCCAGGCUGCGAAAACAAAUCUGUUGGAUGAGCUCCCUGAGUCAGUGCUUAACUGGGCCCCUUCUGGAAGCAGUUGCUAUGAAAUAGCCCAAUAUUUGGCAUGUGCUCAUAAUUUAGCAUAUGAUGAAAAGCCAGACUAUCAAAUGCUCAAGAAAAUUCUGAACCCAGGUGGAAUCCCUUUAGGACCAUUGGACUUUUCCACGAAAGGAGAGAGUGCAAAUGUGCGUACUGCGGACUAUCGAAAAGUUGAUUCGCAAAAGGCUGCAACAAAGCAAGUCAAUCAGAUGCAAAAUAGGUUAACAGAAAAAAGUGUCCACAGUGAGAGAAGUGCUGAGCCCUCUGCAACAGGGAGAAGAGUUCAGAAAGAGGAGAAGCGGAUUGGAUCGCUUAACAAAGAAACAGCGCAGAUGCUGCUCAUUUUCAUUUUGAAGGCUUCAUUGGGAAAGCACAAGGAGAAGACAAAAAUAUUAAAAUAUUCCCAGAUUUGUUCACACUCAUCUUCUCUAGUUUCAUGGAUGAAGACUUCAUUAUUUCUAACACAGUUCUUUUUCCUAAGUAAUCUAAAAAUAGACUCUUAUAAACAAGAGUCAACUCGCUCUGCUUCAAACCUCUUCACCUCCAUCAAUAUUAACAGAAUUCCUUUGUCACUGGACUAUACAAUUCUCAAGAAGACUGGCUUUUUUGAUAAAUGUCAUUUUUAAAUGUUUUCCAUCAUUUAUUUGUAUGAUGAAUUUUGUAUUAUAUAUAUGACAUAGUAACUACUAAUACAAGAAGAUAUGUAUGUAAGACUAUUAAUGUAUAUAAUAUAUUUGGGGCAGUGUUACAAUUUUAGAAUGAAAAUAUUUUCACUUUUGCUGUCAUUAUCAAGUUAAAUGCAGUACUAUUUGCAACUUAAAUUACUUUUAAACAUGAAUGAAUAACUUUUUAGACUUAUAUAUAGAAAAGUUUAUAAUAACUAGAGCUUAAUGUCUGAGAAGAACCUUUCACAAUACUGAAGGUAGAAUAUCUGUUCUCUUCUGGUAUACCACACUUACCUACAAGUUUAAAUGUCAAAAUCCAGAAAUCAGAAAACUAAACUCUCAAGUGUGUUUGUUUGUUUUACUAUGGGCUAUAUUUUAUUACUUUUUCCCACUGGUUUCACCACAAUUUUUAAGAUUAUCAAACAAACUAGUUGUGAUCCUUAUAGAUGUCCUCUCUUCAUCUAAUAAAUUUAGUAAGUUAACAUAGAACCUGAUUCUGUUUUAACAUAUUUAUCUUGACAACUCUAUUACCCUAGCAUAAUUAUAUGCCAUUAGAAUAAUUCCCUAGUUCCUAUUUCCAUAUCCAGACUAGCCAUCCUUGACUUUAACUACCUUACUGUAGAGUACCUGAUCUAAAAUAUAAAACUGAACAGAUCAGUUUCCCACUUAAAACCAUUCAUAUCAACCUUUUAACUAUAUUCCCCCCUCUAGUCAUAUUCCCCUAAAGCCCAUUAUUUAUAUUGCAAUUAAGUUGAUUUUUGUAUUCUAUCAUAAAAGUUUAGGUGCAGUUCUUAUCAAAAUAUUUUUUCUUUGUAAUACCACCACUUAAUGACAGUAACACAAGUUGCAAAAGCUAUUCAAUAAAUAUUUAAACUGAACUGAACUACAUGACAUAUGAAAUAAUCGUUGAUGAUUAGUCUAUUUCUUAAGUUUACAUACAAGUAGCUUGCGAAUUGUGUUUUAUAUAUUAUUACUGAUUAAAACUACAGUUCUUUGUCA